GCCGGCUGCGCUGUGACGCGGGCAUGAGCCUGGCGCGUCGUCCCGCCGAGCAAGCGUCCCCGCCCGGCCCGCGGCGCCCAGCAGGCGCCGGCCAAAGGAGCUGCUAGAACAAUGCUGAGGCGGGAGAGGUGAGGCGCGCCGGCGAGGCAGCCCCGGCAGGGGAGUAUCUGGAACAGGUGAUCGGCGGAGCUGGAGCCAGAAACCGAGGCCACCUGGCCACCCCUCCCCUCCCCUCAGCCAGGCCGGCGGCACCCGAGGUGGGGAAACCAUGGCGACCAAUUUCAACGACAUAGUCAAACAGGGCUACGUGAAGAUGAAGAGCAGGAAGCUCGGGAUCUACCGGAGGUGCUGGCUGGUCUUCCGGAAGUCUUCCAGCAAAGGGCCCCAACGGUUAGAGAAGUAUCCAGACGAGAAGUCCGUGUGCCUCCGAGGCUGCCCCAAGGUGACCGAGAUCAGCAAUGUCAAGUGCGUCACACGGCUCCCCAAGGAGACAAAGAGGCAGGCGGUGGCCAUCAUAUUCACAGAUGACUCUGCCAGGACAUUCACCUGCGACUCAGAGCUGGAGGCGGAGGAGUGGUACAAGACCCUGUCCGUGGAGUGCCUGGGGUCGCGGCUCAACGACAUCAGUCUGGGAGAACCGGACCUCCUGGCCCCAGGGGUGCAGUGUGAGCAGACAGAUCGCUUCAACGUCUUCCUGUUACCCUGCCCCAACCUGGACGUGUAUGGCGAGUGUAAGCUGCAGAUCACCCACGAGAACAUCUACCUCUGGGACAUACACAACCCCCGCGUGAAGCUCGUCUCGUGGCCUCUCUGCUCGUUGCGCCGCUAUGGCCGGGACGCCACCCGCUUCACCUUCGAGGCUGGCCGGAUGUGUGACGCCGGGGAAGGGCUCUACACCUUCCAGACGCAGGAGGGGGAGCAGAUCUACCAGCGGGUCCACAGUGCCACCCUGGCGAUCGCCGAGCAGCACAAGCGGGUCCUGCUGGAGAUGGAGAAGAACGUGAGGCUGCUGAACAAGGGCACGGAGCACUACUCAUACCCCUGCACACCCACCACCAUGCUGCCCCGCAGUGCCUACUGGCACCACAUCACGGGUUCCCAGAACAUCGCCGAGGCCUCCAGCUAUGCCGGUGAGGGCUAUGGGGCCGCCCAGGCCAGCUCAGAGACGGACCUCCUCAACAGAUUCAUCCUGCUGAAGCCAAAGCCCAGGCAGGGGGACAGCGGCGAGGCCAAGACCCCAUCCCUGUGACGGCAGGGCUGGCACACAGUGACUGCUGGGGCUGCCUGCAGUCAACAGCUUCGGGGCUGCUGGCCACGGCCUGGAGAAAGGGAGCAAACUGUCCCUUCCUUGCCCCAGAGGUGAGGCUGGACCGAGCAGAGGGCUGGCCACACCACCUGAGCAUGUGUGAGGGGCUGGAGCUACCGUGGGACUAUAUACACGUUAAUGAUUUUAAUAUAUACGGCUUAUGACAUAUUCUAUAUGAGAUUCCCCUUGACCCUUCCCGCCACCACAUACGUUUUUUAAUCCCAUGAGCAGGCCAGUCACGGCUGCUCUGAACCUGAGGGCAGCCGUUUUCCUGUCCCUGUGGAACAGCCCUCCUGCCGCCAGGACUCGCUUGAGCCGCCAGGGCAGAGGGAGACAAUCAGAGCUUGAGGCCGCACUGGACACUGGCUUUCCCGAGCUGCCAGCCUCAGGCAGCAGGUGGCCGCAGUCCCUCUGGGCCUGGCGUGGCCCAGGGAGGACCUGAACUUCGACCGCGCCGCUCGGUAGCCUUGCACUUGGCGUUCUAAGCAGAGGUGACCUCUGGUGGGCACCUCAGGGGAAAAUCUGGUUUUAGUUUACUUGCUGCCCGGGCUCCUUCCUGCUCAGUAGGCUGAGAAGACACCCUGGUGGUGGGGGUGCUGGUGACCUCAGCCAGGCAGAGGAUGGCCAGGCCUGAGCUCUUUUGUACCCCAGGAUCAGGCCAGGAGGGGAGGCUGUAGCAGGACUACUGUGGGGUACACCCCUACUGCCCCCUCUCCGUGACUGGGCAAUGAUGCAGCAGACAAGGCGCCUCUGCCCUGUGCUUGGCCGCCCUUGGCCAGCCAGGAGCACUGGGAAACCUCCCCCUUCCCUCUCCCCACAUGGUGCUGAGGCCCCCUGCUGAAAUGCAAUUAAAGCAAUUGAUUUUCUAGUGCUGGUAUUUAUUGACUUACCGUGCAGAAGGGCUAUCUUUCUAUUCACAUCAAACUUUUGGUUGCGUGUAUUUUCUUUUUUAUUUUAUUUUAGAGUUCUGAUUUGUGGGAACAGACCUUGUUGUAAAUAACCACUAUUCAAGUUGUGCAGGAGGAUGGUAAAGCAAGAACCUCCCCCCACCCCCACAGAGCCCUGGAGCCAGGGAGGUGGCCAUGGCCAGCUCAGCUCUUAACUAACCCAGGAGAGACCACCCAGAGGCGUAAGCUAGCCUGAAGGGAGCCCAGCCCAGAGGCUUUGGAGUGGGAGGCAGAGCUGGCUGGCUCAGCUAGUGGCACGAUGACGCAUGAAGGAGAUUAUAUUGUGCUCUUUAUUGCCAAAAAUAAAAACUUUUAAAAAGGACAACUAUUGUUAAUCAAUAAAUAUCCUUUCCUUUC
Messenger RNA from Condylura cristata (star-nosed mole), 2610 nucleotides. It is a transcript of the gene DOK4, whose product is annotated as docking protein 4. Gene Ontology annotation, cellular component: cytoplasm. The record is from RefSeq and is a predicted model, not a curated record. Bases 269 to 1249 code for a protein of 326 amino acids. Gene Ontology annotation, biological process: positive regulation of MAPK cascade; cell surface receptor protein tyrosine kinase signaling pathway. The transcript has 9 exons. Lineage: Eukaryota; Metazoa; Chordata; Mammalia; Eulipotyphla; Talpidae.